Entelurus aequoreus (snake pipefish) is the source of this 3366-nucleotide messenger RNA. Its product is annotated as probable N-acetyltransferase camello. The transcript is spliced from 4 exons. The record is from RefSeq and is a predicted model, not a curated record. Gene Ontology annotation, molecular function: N-acetyltransferase activity. Lineage: Eukaryota; Metazoa; Chordata; Actinopteri; Syngnathiformes; Syngnathidae. Bases 356 to 1030 code for a protein of 224 amino acids.
GCCCUUAUUUACUGUGUACACACAUGCUCUAUUUUAUGUCAACACACGCGCACAGUCACUAUGGUGACGAAACCACGUCGCUUUUCCGAGAUGCCUUCAAGGUCAUCCGUUCAUGAGCCAUUUCCGACCCUGAACGCACCACAUCCCCAAGAACAGGAAGACGCGAUGAGUUCAUUUUCUUUGGCGUCGAACUUUGCUCCCUUUUUUCCGGUUCUUUGAGCGCAAGUACAAGAGAAGACCCUGAACGCACCACAUCCCAAGAACAGGAAGACGCGAUGAGUUCAUUUCGAACUUUGCUCCCUUUUUUUCCGGUUCUUUGAGCACAAGUACAAGAAAAGACUUCCCGUGCUGAGCGAUGGCCGGCGUCCAGAUCCGGAAGUACUGCGAGGACGACGCGGAGACGGUGAAGGAGCUCUUCACGCUGGGCAUGAGCGAGCACGUGCCCGCGUCCUUCGUGCACCUCCUCAAGCAGCCGCUCACCCAGAUGGUGCUCAUGGUCACCUUCUGCGCCCUCCUGACCAGCUCCAAGUCCUUCCUGCUGCCCGUCCUCGCCGUCACGCUGCUGAUGGCCGCCGCCCGCCAGCUGGUGGUCCACAUGUUCAAUAGCUACAUCGAGACGUCGUUCAAGCUGGACCUGGACAGCAUCGGCGAGACCUACAUGGCGGGCAAGGACUCCUGCUUCUGGGUGGCGGAGAGCGACGGGCGGGUGGUGGGCAUGGUGGCCUGUCUGCCCAGCCAGAGCGCCCCCGGCUGCCUGGAGCUGAAGCGCAUGUCCGUGCGGCGCAGUCACCGCGGCAGGGGCGUGGCCAAGGCGCUGUGUCGGACGGUGUCGGACUUUACCCGCCGGCGAGGCUACGCCGCCGUCCUCCUCUACACCUCCGUGGUCCAGACGGACGCUCAGAAGCUCUACGAGCACAUGGGCUACGACAAGGUGCGGCAGUUUGUCCUUCCUGAGGUCGCCCACAAGCUCAUUAACUUCUCCCUCUUGGAGUACAGACUGGAUUUGCAGAAAGACAAGAAAGGGAACUGAGGGAAAAAACUUCCACAGAACUGUGCCGCGACUCACAUGUUGUCAAUCACAUUCAAAUGGGAAUUUAUAUGACACAAUCCAAACAACCUUCCCUAGUCAUGGUGCAAAAAAAAAUCUACAUAAAAGUCAACACACAUGGUCACACAUAACACACCCUAAACAUUGUGAAUAUUAUGAAAAAUGUCCAAACACUACAAAAAAAUUCAAAAUCACACCCAUUUAAAUCCAUUACAGUGCAUGAUGGGGAAAAAUGCAAAACACUCAUAAAACACAACUUAUAUGAUACAAUCCAAACAACCUUCCCUAGUCAUGGUGCGCAAAAAAUCUACAUAAAAGUCAACACACAUGGUCACACAUAACACAACCUAAAUAUUGUGGAUAUUAUGACAUCCAAACACCAUAAAAAUAAUUCACAAUUACACCCGUUUAAAUCCGUUAAGAGUGCAUGAUGGGGAAAAUGCAAAGCAUUCUUAAAACACAAUUUAUAUGACACAAUCCAAACAACCUUCCCUAGUCAUGGUGCAAAAAAAAAAUCUACAUAAAGGUCAACACACAUGGUCACACAUAACACAACCUAAACAUUGUGAAUAUUAUGAAAAAUGUCCAAACACUACAAAAAAAUUCAAAAUCACACCCAUUUAAAUCCAUUACAGUGCAUGAUGGGGAAAAAUGCAAAACACUCAUAAAACACAACUUAUAUGACACCAUCCAAACAACCUUCCCUAGUCAUGGUGCACAAAAACCUACAUAAAAGGUCAACACACAUGGUCACACAUAACACACCCUAAACAUUGUGGAUAUUAUGAAUAACGUCCAAACACCAUAAAACUUUUCUAAAUUGUGCCCAUUUAAAGCCAUUAGAGUGUAUGGUGGGAAAAAUGCAAAACACAAUUUAUAUGACACAAUCCAAACAACCUUCCCUAGUCAUGGUGCACAAAAACCUACAUAAAAGGUCAACACACAUGGUCACACAUAACACACCCUAAACAUUGUGGAUAUUAUGAAAAACGUCCAAACACCAUAAAAAAAUGUCUAAAUUGCGCCCAUUUAAAUCCGUUACAGUGUAUGGUGGGAAAAAUGCAAAACACAACUUAUAUGACACAAUCCAAACAACCUUCCUUAGUCAUGGUGCAAAAAAACACUUAAAGGUCAACACACAUGGUCACACAUAACACAACCUAAACAUUGUAGAUAUUAUGAAAAACAACCUUCCCGAGUCAUGGUGCACAAAAACCUAUAUAAAGGUCAACACACAUGGUCACAUGUAACACAACCUAAACAUUGUGGGUUUUAUGAAAAACGUCCAAACACCAUAAAACGUUUCUAAAUUACACCCAUUUAUAUAAUCCGUUUUGGGAAAAAUGCAAAACAGUCUUAAAACACCACUUAUGACACAAUCCAAACAACCUUCCCUAGUCAUGGUGCAUAAAAAACCUACAUAAAGGUCAACACACAUAGUCACACAUAACACAAGCUAAAUAUUGUGGAUAUUAUGAAAAACGUCUAAGCACCAUAACAAAAUUACACCCAUUUAAAUCCAUUAGAGUGCAUGAUAGGGAAAAAUGCAAAAUAAACUUAAAACACACGUUAUAUGACACAAUCCAAACAACCUUCCCUAGUCAUGGUGCAAAAAAAAACCUACAUAAAGGUCAACACACAUGGUCACACAUAACACACCCUAAACAUUGUGGAUAUCAUGAAAAACGUCCAAACACCAUAAAACUUUUCAAAAUUACACCCAUUUAAAUCUGUUUUGGGAAAAAUGCAAAAUAAUCUUAAAACACAAUUUAUAUGACACAAUCCAAUAACCUUCCCCUAGUCAUGGUGCAAAAAACCCUACAUAAAGGUCAACACACAUGGUCACACAUAACACAACCUAGAUAUUGUGGAUAUUAUGAAAAACGUCUAAGCACCAUAACAAAAUACACCCAUUUAAAUCCAUUAGAGUGCAUGAUAGGGAAAAAUGCAAAAUAAACUUAAAACACACGUUAUAUGACACAAUCCAAACAACCUUCCCUAGUCAUGGUGCAAAAAAAAAACCUACAUAAAGGUCAACACACAUGGUCACACAUAACACACCCUAAACAUUGUGGAUAUUAUUGAAAAACGUCCAAACACCAUAAAACUUUUCAAAAUUACACCCAUUUAAAUCUGUUUUGGGAAAAAUGCAAAAUAAUCUUAAAAUACAAUUUAUAUGACAUAAUCCAAACAACCUUCCCUAGUCAUGGUGCAAAAAAAAAACCUACAUAAAUGUCAACACACAUGGUCACACACAACACAACCUAAAUAUUGUGGGUAUUAUGAAAAACGUCCAAACACCAUAAAAAUUUUCAAAA